UUUCUCUGUUCCGUAUUUUUAUAACAACUUCUAAACAAAUGGGUACACACAACUCUCGUGCAAAAGAUUUAACAAUUUAUCAAAAUCAAACAAACUCCUCCAAAAUACCAGCUCAAUAAUAAAACCACUCAAUAUUACCUUCUACAGUGUUUCAUUCAAUUUCAAUGUUUGUGUUCAUUUAAGAUAGAAAUAAAAAGAGAAAAUCCAUUUUCCACAAAACAAAAUUCAUUUAACCAUGACGAAGGCUUAAUAAAAUAACAAAGAAAAAUACAAACACGAAAAAAAGAUCUUUAUAACCUUGUUGUCCAUUUGGGCUUUUGAUUUGAUAAUUAUGCAGAAAAAAGAGUAAUCAGUGAAUUUUGUGUUUGACAAAAAACAAAAUCAAAUAAAAAGAAUAAUAGAAAUAAAACAAAGGGAAUGGAUUCAAUUUGGGUCGAGUUGGGUAUCGCAUCCCAACAUGUACGUGAAACUUCAUUGCCAGAUCGUUUUGUAGUUAUUGUUGAUAAGGGAUGGCUCCAAUGUCUCGAACAAAAAAAGAAACUUACAGAUUUUCCCAUCUUUCCGGGCCUCGAUAGACGAAUACAUCCAACUAAACUAGAACAUCCUUGGACAAAAGUUCAUGUGCAAAUUUAUCGCAAACAAAACCAUAAAGUAUUUCCAUUGCCUAGGUAUCGUGAUGCUAGUGCAGGGGACGAUUUGGGAGACCUACCAAUGACAUACUCUCAGGCUCUAAGCUAUGUUACAAAUACAAAUUUCAAAAAUCUCUGGGAAAGUGCAUACAAAAAAUAUCCUGCUUCACAUUUGAAAUUUUCAAAGCCAAUCAACCAAAGCACUGGCGGUGGCAGCGGCAGUAGUGGAGGAGGAAGAAACAACCUAGAUCAUUCCUUCAUUCCCUACGACAUAAUUCUACGAGAACUAAUCCAACGUAUUUUCAAUUGCUCAGUAAUACAUUGUAAUUCCCAUGCCCACAUUGAGACGAGUCUCUGUGUUCUGCCUAGCAAUGGUGAUUGCCAUCCCAAUGUACUUCCAGCGCUUGCCGCUAUCGAAACAAAUCUACACAUUGCUGUCAUAUUCUAUCCAACGGCUAUCGAGACAUCUCUCUACGAUUGCAUAACAUACAGUCCGGCAAUAUUGAGUAAAUCCAACAACAAGUCCCUAUUCAUCAUCUAUCAGUUGCUUCAGCUAACAAAGUAUCUCUCCAAAUUGGGAUUGUUUCUUGGAGAUUUGAGAUUGCAUGAUAUUCUGGUGGAAGAUAAUCUAUGGUUGCAAAUACUUCCCAGAAUUGAAUCGAAUAUCAUUCAACAGGACUUGGAUGAUGCUUCACCAUUGACCGACAAUCCUGCCGAUGACGACGAUGAUGAUGAGUAUUCUUCGAGUACCAAACUCGACUUAAAAUUUGCCUAUGACUUGGAACAAUUCACGCUGCGGGAAUAUUGUGAAAUGUGGUGUAAUGGUCAAUUGUCUAACUUUGACUAUCUGACAAUAUUGAAUAAUGCAGCAGGUCGAAGUGUCUCGAAUCCCGAAUAUCAUCACAUUAUGCCGUGGGUGACAGAUUUCGCCCAUCGCAAUGGAGCGAAUUGGAGGGAUUUAUCAAAAAGUAAAUAUCGCCUCAAUAAGGGAGAUAUUCAUUUGGAUUUGAUGUUUAGAUCACACGGAGCAACCUCAAGUCAUGAUGUUCCCCAUCAUGUGUCAGAUUUCCUCUCGGAAAUUACUUACUUUGUCUACAUGGCCAGGAGAACACCCCAGCAUAUACUUUGUCAUCAUGUUCGACCCAUUUGGGUGCCUGCUGAAUAUCCGGUAUCAAUUUUGCGCCUGCAAGAAUGGACACCCGAUGAGUGUAUACCAGAAUUCUAUUCAGAUCCGAUGGUCUUCAAGAGUAUACAUGAAGAUCUGCCAGAUCUUGAAUUGCCAAUGUGGGCAUCAUGUCCAGAGGAUUUUAUAGCAAAACACCGAGAAGCACUCGAGAGUCAACAUGUAAGCGAGAGGUUACAGUUGUGGAUCGACUUGAACUUUGGAUACAAAUUGACUGGAAAAGCUGCUGUAAAAUCAAAGAAUGUCUGCCUCAGUAUGGUUGAUAAUCAUAAGAAUCUAUGCCAGCGAGGAAUUGUACAACUCUUCACACAACCCCAUCCACCGAAACGUUUUCCUUCGCCUUGGUUAAGUAAAAUCCCCCCAAGGCUAACUGAUCUCAAUCGUCGACUUGUCAAAAGUCAAGAUGAUGUUUCAUCCCCAGAUGUCAAAUCACCCUCCAGAGAAGUUGAUUCUCCCAUGUUGCAGACGACUCCACAGAGAUUUGGUAGGCUAAGUCCGAAGAACACACGACAAACAAAUACAAUUAUCGAAGACAACAACAGUCAAUUAAUUGAAUCGGCGUCGUCAAAUUUCUAUCCACCUCCAAAGAUUAUAGAUUUACCAAAAGACUACAAGCCCUAUGCGUUUUUGCAGAGUUUGGAAACCAUGGAAAUGUUUUUCGCCAAAACUUUCCUCGGCCAAAGGGCAACUCAGAAUCGAACCGAAAAAAUGGCACACAAUGAUUUGCUCUUUGAAGAGUCGGAGAACUCAUUUACAAAUCAACUGUUUGCUGAUAAUUUCUGCCCAAUUGAAACAACUCAAACCAAGUCGAUGGAUAGUCGGACGACGAAAGCAAAGAGUUUUAUUGUACCCCAGACUGGGUCGAGACGGAAUCUGAAGCAAAUUCUGUUUGAGAAACGCGAAAAAGAUCUGCAAGUCAUUGGUUGUCUCAUUGUCGAGUUGUUUGUGUUGAAUAAACUGCGACCUCUAAUCGGUUUGAAUUCGAGCUUUGAAGAUAGACUCAAGGCAUGUCGAUUGGUGGCCACAUCAAAUGCUACAGAGAUUCCCAAAUGCCUGCGCUAUGUUGUGCAGUUACUGUUGAAUCUCAAUUCUGCGGGAAUAGUCACAGAUCAGGGUCUGCCCCCUCCAACUGCUCAUCAGCUCCUUGAGCCUAUUUUCGCGCAUAGUCUUAUACCUUUUCCGAACACCUACUUCCCAAUUUACACCCUGUUGCGGACUCUGCAUAACUUUGAGUUCGAUUCGACGCUUCUCGAUUUAUGCACACACUUCAAUUGCGAUGGAAAGGAUUGCUCCCGCUACACAGAGAUCGAUCGUAAACGGGUGCUUUUCACUCGAAAAAUCGCCGAAUGUAAGGUCAAAGCGUGCUGUGUCCAAAUAGAGAAACUUCUCGAGCCAGUAGCCUAUGAGCAAUUCGGAUCGGUGGAGCUGCUUCUGCCACACAUUAUUGAUUUGCUGCGGAAUGACGAGACGUCUAUUCUGACAGCCUGGUACUUAUUCGAUUUGGUAGCAACAGCGGUGGGCAUAAGAGAGACGCAAAAGUAUUUACUCGAUCCCAUUAUGAAGCUCUACGACACUGAAUCGUUCGACCGAGGAGCACUUGGCACCCGAAAACCUAUGGACGCAAGCAUAAACUCUAUUCGUUUCACUACAAGCUCCUCGUUCAAAAGUCGCAAAUCAGUCAAACUCUACCAUCACAGCUUUCUCUUGCGGUUGAUUGUAAGAUUCGGACUAAAGUGCUUCUUAGACAAUUUUAUUGCACCUCUGAUUGAAGCCGUCGGUGGGUAUAAGGAGCCCGAGGAUAGCUCUGGUUUUCACUACCACAGCAAUUCCAAUUUGCGUACGAAUCGAUGUGGAAAGAACUUUAAAUUCUGUUGCAAUGAUGAGUCGGAGAACUCUCUGACGCUGAUUUCUCCUGAAGCCGAUGCAACACUCUCGUUUGAUGCUUCCACUAAACAAGAAAUCGAAGACGUCUUCAGUUUCGACGACGACAACUCGGAUAAGUCUAGCAAUGUGGUGGACCCGGAAAAUAAGUCAGUGGAUUCAUUUGAUACUCGACCUCUGAACGCCGAGGAAGCCACUGAAGACACCCGAAUUUAUACGCCUGAAAAAAUUGCCAUCAAUGAAAUUUUCUAUGGUCAGCGCUUAUCAAAUAACUCAUUUGACGAUGACAAGAUUUCGAUAAAUAGUCAAACAGAUAGUCCAUCAAAAAUGGGUGAUUCUUGCCUCAUGGGUCCCAAGUCGCCCACCAUUGCUAUUCCCAGUUCAUUAAGGAGAACCUAUCAGCUGAAUACCAUCGAUUGUGUGAUUGGAAGCAAGAAAAGUGUUGACUCGUUCGAUUUGAUCGAUGAAGCUCAACAACAGCAGCAGCAACCAAAGAGCAACAACAAGAGUGAACCAAAUGACUCGUUACAGGCUUCAGUGAUCUCAAAACUUUCUGAAGCCAAGUCGUUGCAAAAUAAUCGCAUAUCGGAAAUGAGUUCGGAGAGUUUGAUUUGGUUAUCGCAUCGAUUGGGCCCUGUUCUAACGGCUCGUUAUCUGACAAAGAACUUGUUGAAGAUGUUGUCACUGUGCUAUGUGGGUCAGGAGAACCUCCUGCCGGAGAACUAUGAUGUCGAGGAGUGCAGUAAUCUGAAUUAUUUCUCAACAGCCGAUGCUAAAGUUGUCGGAGACAGAAAUGCUGAACGGGUUCUCGAGUGCUUGACUGCUGUAACAGCCCUCUUUGGUGAAGAAUUUAUUUUGCUGCAAUACUUCCCACACAUUGGAGAGCUGGUUGCCCUCUGCCAGAAGAGAAUCACGCCCAGCUUGGAAGGUGCACUGAUAAGCUCCCUGCAAUUGCUGAAAUAUCUAAUCCCGUGUUUGAUUGAAAGCACCAUUAUGGAAAGAUUAAAGGAUGUAAUUCUAGACACAAUUAUAAUCCCAAGCAUAAUUCUCCUUGGCUCCACUCGAUGUCUAAUGCCGAGUGGUUUCCUUGGACGCAGUGUACUUGCCCGCAAACUCCUCGAUGCUAUUUAUGUGCUAUCUGUUCGCAUUGGUCCUGAUAUGUCCAAGGAACACCUCUGCAUACCAGCCCUUCGCAAGUUCUUCCUUAUCUUCGAUAAAGCCUACGGAAUCGGGGAGAACUUCCGCGACAGUUCCGAUGAUCUUGGCAUAUCACCUCCAAACUACAUGGUCGGUGGCAACGAAGACGCUGGCGAUUUUCAGGAUCAUCAAAAAGAGAACGAAGAAAUUCGUGAUGUCUUCAGUCCGAGUUUGGCUCACUGUUCGUACCUGGCAUUUUUGCGUUUCCUUGGCGAAUCGAUAAUGACUAAAACUGUGGUCAAUCUUGAAUUCAUUCUAACACUUUGUCACGAAUUCGAGCAACCUGACCAUUCGGCGGCGCCGGAUGACGGAAGCUUACCCUACACACCGGAAUCGUCAAGGAGAGGCUCGGUAGAGGAUCAGCAACAGCUGCCGGCGAAUAGCUUUGGCACUACAAUGAUAGGAAAUAGGAUUGAAGUGGUACCCACAAGCACCAAACAAGAAAUGGGACCCAUGGAAGUGCUCGAUAUGGUGGCUUAUAAGUUCGAUCAGAUCGGAAAGACGCGUUAUUUGCGGGGAAACUGGUUGGCCUAUUGGCGCCAUGAGAUAAGCCGUCCUGACAAAGAUUCACAUAUGAGUUUAAAGCAGAUAAAGCUGCAGACUUUUGCUGGACAUACCAAUUCUGUUCGAGCUAUUGUGGCUCUAGACAAUGAGAAUAGUUUUAUGUCGGCGUCCAAAGAUAAAACCGUCAAACUGUGGUCGUUGCGCAGUGAGGGUGACGGUAAGAAAGUGUCCUCUUGUCAAUUCACAUACAACAGCCAUAAGAAAUCGGUGCAUUCGUUGGCCUUCUUGGAAUCGGCUAGAUUUGUUGUUUCCUGUGAUUCGGGUGUGCAUAUGUGGGAUCCCUUUAUCGGACGCCCUCUUGGGAUCCUAGACUCCCCCAGACACAACCCAGUGACGGUAGUGCGAUGUUUUCCCUCGCCCAGUCCGUUGAUCAUUGCCGGAACGGCUGAGUCGUCGGUAAAAAUCAUCGACUCCCGAACUAUGCAGUAUGUCAAUGAAUGGCGUCUCAGCUCGAAUCUGAGCAGCACAGUUCGAUGCCUGGCCGCAUCGCCAUCUGGCAAUUGGAUAGCAGCUGGACUUUCUUCGGGAGGUAUUUCGAUUCUAGAUGCCAGAACUGGAAUUCUGUUAUCUUCGUGGCGCCCCAUGGAGUGUGAUAUGUUGCAGUUGGCUGCUUCGAAUGAUAAUCAACUAAUUAGUUCGGCUUUGGAUCAUAGUAUUUCAGUGUGGAAUGUAAAUGACAGCAGUCUUCAAUAUCAACUUAAACCCCCACCAGAACCAGCCCACUGCCUUCAGCCUAUUGGCUCUGAAUUAGUUUUUGCCACCACCGCCAAUCGCAUUGGUAUCUACUCUGACAUUGGAAAUCGAGACGCAUCAUGUUCGGUGACGAAACUUCGUUCAGAAACACUGCGAGGUGUUCUUACAAGCCUUGCCGUUUUACCCUUAAACCGAACCUUCCUCGCAGGCAAUGAAAGUGGAAACAUUGUCCUAUUGUGUUAAUCUCAAUUUAUAAAAAACAAGAAUUUAAAUUUUUGUUAUAGUUUUUAAGUCUCCAAAAAAAAAAAAACUUUAUUGAUGACCAUCGUGAACAAUUAUUAUUUCUUUAUAGAUAUUUAUUAUAACAUAUUAUUAUUAUUUUUGUUUUUGUUUUAUAAGUUAUUACACAUUAAUUAAGUUAUCUCUAAAAAUUGUAAAAGACAAAGUGAUACAUGUAUACACGCAGACGAUGUGUAGUUUUCUGUUUUAAGUGAUUAAAAUAAUUUUUUAUUAUUGAAAAAAGAGUGCACCACGUUUAGUUAUUUUUUUUUUUCUUUUGUUAUGUUAUUUAGUUGUUUUAUUUAUAUUUUUGUUGAUUGCACUUGUGACCCUAUUAAAGACAUAUUAUUAUUCCAUUAUUUAUUAUUAUUAUUGUAACAUAACAAACAGAAUAUAAAAUAAACAAAAAGACAAAAUAAUAAGGCCAAGAACAUUCCAGUUAAAAAAAUAACGUUAAAUUAUUAAAUAAAAACAAAAUAGUAAUUCUAUGGCGUUUAUAAUGGAAAAAGGUACAGAUUAAAAAUGGAAAAGAAAAACAUAAAUAAAAGUAUUUGCAUAUUCUAAA
Messenger RNA from Eupeodes corollae, 6991 nucleotides. RefSeq names its product WD repeat-containing protein 81 (gene Wdr81). The transcript has 6 exons. Gene Ontology annotation, cellular component: mitochondrion. Gene Ontology annotation, molecular function: phosphatidylinositol 3-kinase regulator activity; protein binding. The coding region runs from base 418 to 6390 and encodes 1990 amino acids. Gene Ontology annotation, biological process: aggrephagy. The record is from RefSeq and is a predicted model, not a curated record. Lineage: Eukaryota; Metazoa; Arthropoda; Insecta; Diptera; Syrphidae.